AUGAGAACAACACUAUUCUUUCAAAGGCACGUUGGAUGGACACUGCAAAUCUCGUGUCUGAUCUUACCAGUACUGAUAGCGUUGAGCCUUACAUUCUUGAUCCUCUCCCCUCCGACAUUUCCUGCGCUUGCGAUGUACGAGUUCAAGGGAUCCGUCUAUUCCAACGGAGAAAGUGGGAUUCUCUAUCCUUCUUGGACCAGGGGGGGAUGUAUGAAAUACGAUCAUGAAAAAUCGAUAUGUAAACGUACUUUACAGUUCAAACCAUCCGCCUCAUAUCUUCAUCUACCACCUGACGAGACCUUCAUCGAAAAGUUCCCAACAAUGGGUUGGAUGGCGUUCUUAUACGUAGCUUUGGCACUGGUGGGAUUGGGUAUUAUAUCCUUUUCUUUAGGACCUUUUGUGCCGGACUGCUAUUUUAUAUCAACCGGGCUAUUAUGGAUCGCAUCAAUCUAUUCUCCAAUCUUCGUCCUUAUGGGAAUGGGCUAUGGUCUAACUUGUCUAGAUAUGGUUUUCAUAUUUGCCAUACCGUUUUUGAUCGUCUCAUCAACGGCUAUUAUCACUCAGAUUUGUUCCAAGAUCAAACUCCAAGAUCCUCCAGGAGAAAGUGCAGAUAGGACGACGAACAAUAUCGAUAUCGAACUGCAAGUCCAACCUUCGAUCGAUAAAUGUGGCGAUUAA
This is a messenger RNA of Kwoniella mangroviensis CBS 8507, 678 nucleotides long. RefSeq lists its product as uncharacterized. NCBI's taxonomy places the organism in Eukaryota, Fungi, Basidiomycota, Tremellomycetes, Tremellales, Cryptococcaceae. The transcript is spliced from 7 exons. The coding region runs from base 1 to 678 and encodes 225 amino acids. The record is from RefSeq and is a predicted model, not a curated record.